UGUUCUCCUGAGUGCUGUGAGUGGAGAGGACACUCAGGAUCGUACCGAUCGCCUGCUGCUCACUCCUUGGGUGAAGUUCUUGUGGGAGUCCUACCGCCAGUGCUUGGACCUGCUGAGGAACAACUCCAAGGUGGAGCGCCUGUACCAUGACAUCGCCCAGCAAGCAUUCAAGUUCUGCCUACAGUACACCCGUAAAGCAGAAUUUCGCAAGCUGUGUGACAAUCUGCGUAUGCAUCUGGGUCAAAUCCAGCGCCACCACAACCAGAGCACGGCCAUCAACCUGAACAACCCAGAGAGUCAGUCCAUGCACCUGGAGACUCGCCUGGUGCAGCUGGACAGUGCCAUCAGCAUGGAGCUCUGGCAGGAAGCAUUCAAGGCUGUUGAAGACAUCCAUGGCCUGUUUGCCCUUUCCAAGAAGCCUCCCAAGCCCCAGUUGAUGGCCAACUACUACAACAAGGUGUCGACUGUGUUCUGGAAAUCUGGAAACGCUCUCUUCCACGCCUGCACCCUCCACCGGCUCUAUCACCUCUCAAGAGAGAUGCGUAAGAAUCUGACCCAAGAUGAGAUGCAGAGGAUGUCCACCAGAGUCCUCCUGGCCACGCUGUCUAUCCCCAUCACCCCCGAGCGCACAGACAUUGCUCGGCUGCUGGACAUGGAUGGCAUCAUUGUUGAAAAACAACGCCGGCUGGCCACCCUCCUGGGCCUGCAGUCUCCACCAACCCGGCAGAGUCUCAUCAAUGAUAUGGUGAGAUUUAACUUGCUGCAGUAUGUUGUACCCGAAGUGAAAGAACUGUACAACUGGCUCGAGGUAGACUUUCACCCUCUGAAGCUGAGCGGACGAAUGACCAAGGUGCUGAACUGGGUGAGAGACCAGUCUGAGAAGGAGUCUGAUCUGCAGCACUAUGUCCCUCACCUGCAGGGUAAUACCAUCCUGAGGCUCCUGCAACAGGUACG
Messenger RNA from Notothenia coriiceps (black rockcod), 954 nucleotides. RefSeq names its product eukaryotic translation initiation factor 3 subunit A-like. Gene Ontology annotation, cellular component: eukaryotic translation initiation factor 3 complex, eIF3e; multi-eIF complex; eukaryotic translation initiation factor 3 complex, eIF3m. The record is from RefSeq and is a predicted model, not a curated record. Gene Ontology annotation, molecular function: translation initiation factor activity; mRNA binding. NCBI's taxonomy places the organism in Eukaryota, Metazoa, Chordata, Actinopteri, Perciformes, Nototheniidae. The transcript is spliced from 6 exons. The annotation marks the transcript as partial. Gene Ontology annotation, biological process: translation reinitiation; formation of cytoplasmic translation initiation complex.